CUCGCCAAUGUUGCGGGCGCCGAGGCGGGGCCAGCGCGCGCAGCUCGGCGGUGUCGCGGCCUCGCGGGCUCGCGGCUCAGUCAGUUCGCUGCCGCGGUUGCCCCUGGUGCGCGCCUCCGAGUCUUGCUCUCGCUCUCGAUCGAACCCGGCUUAGUUUCCUGACACUGUGGAGCCCCUCGGGUGGUGGUCGCCCCCGUGCGAGCAGGUGUUGCACCAGUGUCGUCCGACGGCGGCCGCGGCCGUCGUGCACUCGUCGUCCCCCUCGUGCGCGCCCCCCGCCGACGCCCUGGAGACCCUGCACCCUGGCGGCGCCGCCGCCGCGGUCAGCACCGCCUUCCGCGUCUUCUCCUCCAUGCUCACCGUCGGGCCCAACAAGGGCCUCAAGAUUUCGCCCACCAAGCAGGAGAUGGACCUCGACACCCCGCACAAAAAGCGGAGACUGAGUUUGUGCGUGGGGUGCGGCGCCCAAAUCCACGACCAGUACAUCCUGAGAGUGGCGCCGGACCUCGAGUGGCACGCCGCGUGUCUCAAGUGCGCCGAGUGCCACCAAUUCCUCGACGAGAACUGUACCUGCUUUGUCAGAGAUGGCAAAACCUAUUGCAAGAGAGAUUAUGUGAGAACUGUUAAGACAGGAGGAAAUUUGAAGCUAGACCAAAUUCACAACAAGAAAAAAUUGUUCGGGACCAAGUGCGAUAAGUGUGGACAGAGUUUCAGCAAGAACGACUUCGUGAUGCGCGCCAAGACCAAGAUCUACCACAUCGAUUGCUUCCGGUGCACGGCGUGCGAACGGCAGCUCAUCCCCGGGGACGAGUUCGCGCUGCGCGACGACGGCCUCUUCUGCAAGGAGGACCACGAGGUGCUCGAGAAGGCGUGCAUCCUCGGAUCCGCCGAGAGCAACAACAACAAUACCUCCAGUGUCAACAACAACAACAGCAGGGCGCCCAGCAACCAUGAAGGCUCCAACUCGGAUUCGUCUGAUUCAGGUUCGACGAAAGGAAGAGAAGGAGGCAGCGGGGGUGGCGAGGGCCGCGGGCACGGGGGUGGCGGGGGCCGUGCCAAGGGCUCGUCGGAUGGCAAGCCGACGCGGGUGCGCACCGUCCUGAACGAGAAGCAGCUGCACACGUUGCGCACGUGUUACGCCGCCAACCCGCGACCUGACGCCCUGAUGAAGGAACAGCUGGUCGAGAUGACGAGCCUCAGCCCGCGGGUCAUCAGGGUCUGGUUCCAGAACAAGCGCUGCAAGGACAAGAAAAAGUCCAUCCUCAUGAAGCAGCAGAUGCAGCAAGAAAAGGAUGGCCGAAAGUUGGGGUACGGCGGCAUGCAAGGAAUUCCAAUGGUGGCCUCGAGUCCAGUGCGGCACGAGAGUCCGCUCGGCAUGAACCCGAUCGAGGUGCAGUCAUAUCAACCGCCGUGGAAAGCCCUGUCCGACUUUGCCCUGCACACCGACCUCGACAGGCUCGACCCGACGGCGCCGCCCUUCCAACAGCUCGUCAACCAGAUGCACGGGUACGACUUGCACGGUCCGCCGGCCCCGCCGCCGCCUAGCCAUGAUAUGGGCGCCGGCCCUGCCGACCUGGGCCACCCGGACUCGACGGAUUCUUACGUGACGUACCUUGAGAGUGAUGAAAGUCUGCACCACGACGCGCCCAGUCCCUGAUAACUCACAGUGCCAUCGUCCUUGCCAGUCAGCCGAGCCCGCUUCGCACCCAACCCCACCGGGCAGGACCCUCUUAUUCUGAUCGACCCUGACUUCCCCAUCGACUUGCGCUACCACGUUCACAAAUAGUACUGGAUUUUUUCCUGAAACAAGCAGCUCCUUCUUUCCAACCCUAUUCAGAUCGGAAACUUUGAUUGUCAAUCGAGUGAGGCUGAAAAAGUGCAGAAGAAAGGGCGCCCUGCGUUAUAACCAACCCUGUCCAUCCCUUCCCCUGAAGAAGAAAAACUCGGUGCACAUAUUUAACAAGAGGGCACUCACCCCACCACCUUCACACACCUAAAUACUUUUGCAUUAAAAUGAACUUUGGCACUUUGCGCGUGUUCUAGUUGACGAUGAUUGUUCUUCGCAAGUGGACGGUGCAUUGAGAAUUGUGAUUUGUGAUAAAACCCUAUGCAUAAUUAAUUACUAAUAAUUAUAUAUUAAAUUACUCUCCGUGCAGAAAAAUAAUCGCGAGCAGACAAGAAUUAAUUCAUUGUUCAAAAAAUGAUAAGAAAAAUUACACGUGUCGGAUGUUUAAACCGAGAAAAGCGCUCGCGCAUUAUUUGAAAACUCUUUUAUUGUACAAUUCCCGUUUAGGUUUUAAAACCUUGUGUAUUAAGCGACCUACAGCUAAGGACCAUGCGAGAUUUAUGCAUUGCAUUGAUGAGAACUAGAAACGUUUUUAGACGACUCACAUUGUGGAUCGUUGAAUUGUGAAGAAAAAAAACACUUACACAACAUAAACUCCUUAAAUGUCUCAAAAUUAAGACAAAAGUGAAUGAUUUUAAUUACUACACGAUUGGAAUUCAUUGUCAAUGUAAAAAAACAAAGUGGCACUAUCUUUUGUGAUGAAAAGUUUUACCGUUAAAAGAGUAACUUUUUAAUUCAAAAGUCGGACAUGUUAUUAUUAAAAAAUUGAAGCCACUCUGUUAAUUAAUUUUGAAAAAUCGCUAUCACAACUUUUCAAAUCGUAUUCAUAGGCGACUAGUGUUUUUCAUGAUGCAAUUUUCCAAUGACGGAUGAAAUUAUAACCAACUGGAAAUUAAUAAUACUGUCGUUAUUAUUUUUAACUGCAAAAACAUGAUGUAAAAUAAUAUGGAAUCACAUGUUUGUAUAAUAAUUAUUAGUUCUCGUCUGUUAAAAAAGAGUAAUCGUGAUUAUUAUUUAUUUUUAACUUAAACAAACUUAUAUUUCUUCAAUUGGGGUACCUGCUUUCAAAUUUGUGUAAUUUCUGAAGCUGUACAUUUUUUGUUGUAUAAAUUUUACACCACUCUCGAUGGGCACUUAUUUUCUCCAAUAUGAUUUUGGGACGAUAUUAAUUAAAUGAGGCGAGAGGAAGAUGUUGUGCACAUGUUACUGCGAAAAUACUAACAAGUAACCGCGCUGCAUAAUUGUUGUGUCACUUCUUUCAUUUGAAAGAAAUAUGUCUUGGAAGUUUAAUAAAAAAAAAAUCUGUAGUUGAAUACCAAAGAAUGAGAGUAA
This is a messenger RNA of Neocloeon triangulifer, 3178 nucleotides long. It is a transcript of the gene tup, whose product is annotated as insulin gene enhancer protein isl-1. Gene Ontology annotation, molecular function: DNA-binding transcription factor activity, RNA polymerase II-specific; cis-regulatory region sequence-specific DNA binding. Lineage: Eukaryota; Metazoa; Arthropoda; Insecta; Ephemeroptera; Baetidae. The record is from RefSeq and is a predicted model, not a curated record. Gene Ontology annotation, biological process: neuron fate specification; axonogenesis; positive regulation of transcription by RNA polymerase II. Gene Ontology annotation, cellular component: nucleus. Bases 353 to 1657 code for a protein of 434 amino acids. The transcript has 8 exons.